Molecule: messenger RNA, 2007 nt
Organism: Clunio marinus
Lineage: Eukaryota; Metazoa; Arthropoda; Insecta; Diptera; Chironomidae
Source: the annotation of a GenBank genome assembly
AUGCAAACAAGAAAAACGCAUAUAAAGUCAGUUGUCAAGAGAUUUUCAGAAGCUGUUGAUCUGCGAAAAAGUCAAGUAAAUUCUUUUGUCACACCAGUUUCAAGUGAAGCUAGUUUAUCUUCAAGUGCCAAUCAAGAAAUCAAUUUGAAAUUAAAAAAUUCAAAUGAUAAGCAGGAAAAAUCGAAUGAAACUGAGGUAUUAAGUUUUGAUUACAAUGAUCAGCUGAGACAACAACUUCAGCAUCGUAAAGCAGCUAAGAUAAUUUAUAGAAAUCGCGAUGCAACACCUGCGACAUUAACAUGCGAAGACAACUUAAAUCAAGGAGAUUGUAAAAAUAUUAAUCCAAGAUUCAAUUCAAAUAUUCAAGAUUUAUUCAAAAAUUUAAAACCACCAAAAAUUGAAAGAAAAUCUUUUGAGUUAGAAAAUCAAGAUUUGGACGAAAUCUCAAAUCAACUUGAAGAAGCCUUCGCAUUAGAUCUUCAAACCUUUUCAAAGAAAUCAAUCAUUGAAAAGAAUGAAGUAAAGAAGAAGGAAAAUAAAUUUAUGACAGCAAGAUUAACAGAAGUUGAGUUUGAUGUUUAUGAAGACGUCAGUUUGAUUGUUCCAAAAGGAACGAAAGAAGCUGAAAGAGUUGAACAGCAAAAUGCACGAAUGCAUUACUUAACAACCGGACUUGGAAAACAACGACCAAAAGGCCAAGCAUUUACUCAAACUGAAAAUUUGAAAUCAAUGAUAUUGCAACGAUUACUUGCUGAAAAUAAUUUCCGACCACAACAAAAGAAAAUUUUCAACAUGAAAUCGACAACAAAGAAUGAAAACUCAUCAAAUUUAAACUUUCUCUGGUGUUACAAAAGUGAAGAAACAAAUGGAAAACAUGUCGUUGCCAUGUGCUUGUGUCCUGCUAAUCUGAAUAUUCUUGCAGUCGCUUACGGCGUCUACUAUUUAACUGAUGAUGUUGACAGAAGUUCAGGUGAUGUUCUUAUUUGGAAUUGCAAAAACCCGGUGAAUCCUGAACGUUCCUAUCGGUUUAAAGAGUCAGUCACAGCUGUAGAGUUUUCACAUAAAAAUCCACAACUUUUGGCUGUUGGACUUUACAGUGGUGUUGUGGAAGUUAUUGACAUAACAGAAAAUAAUCCUAAUGAAAAUUCUCCAAGUAUAGCAAAAAGUGAAAGAAAAUCAUCUCCGGGUGUUGAACCUGUUUGGAAGUUUGAAUGGGUUCCAAAUGAAGAUAAUGAAUUCAUUCUAUCAGUGUCACAAGAUGGUCGUGCUAUGAAAUAUGAAUUGUCAUCUGGUCCUUAUCUGACUGGCUACAAAUUGGCUUAUUUAGAUCGUGUUGAAGGUGAAGUUCUCGGUUUAAGCAACAAGCACAAGAAGGAAUUUGUUGAAGCUAAUCAACAUCCACAGGCAUUGUGUUUAAAAAUGAUUCCAAUGACUGACGAUAUGUAUAUGAUUGGCACUGAUGAAGGUUGUAUUCAUAUUUAUUCAACAAAAUUGCCAAAUCAGCAAAUUGAAAUGUUUCAAGCACAUCAAGGCGUUGUUUCAGUUAUCGAUUUUUCACCUUUCUCGCCAAAGAUAUUUCUUAGUUCUGGAUCUGAUUGCAUGAUUCGUAUUUGGAUUAUGAACAUUUAUCAACCUAUAUUUGAGUUAUCUUGUGAUUAUGAUGCUGUCAACAGCGCAUAUUGGAGUCCAAUUGAUUCAACAAUUAUCGCAAGUUGUACACAUCGAUCAAUUAAUAUUUGGGAUUUAAGACAAAAGGAUUUGAAACCAAUUAUAACGCAAACCUUUGAUGAUGAACAAUUGACAAUCAUUAAAUUAAGUUCAUCUGGAAAUUCCUUAAUUGUUGGUGAUGACACAGGAAAAUGUCAUGUUUACUCUUUGGACAAGUUUUCUUCAUCAACUUCCUAUCAAGAUCAGUUCGAAGAAUUGGAAUCAUCAAUUUACAGAAUAAUUGGCAAUAAUGCUGAUCUUCAAAUUAAAAUGGAUAAAAUUGGAAGUCUUAAAUAUUAA